Rattus norvegicus (Norway rat) is the source of this 5229-nucleotide messenger RNA. It is a transcript of the gene Rwdd4, whose product is annotated as RWD domain containing 4. The record is from RefSeq and is a predicted model, not a curated record. NCBI's taxonomy places the organism in Eukaryota, Metazoa, Chordata, Mammalia, Rodentia, Muridae.
GGCUGCAAGGAAGGUUUCCCUAGACCGAGGCGCGGAAACGGGGUGCCUCGGCCUCCCGCCCGCUGCCCGCCCGUUCUUCGCGGUAGCGAACGCCGAGCGCCCGGAGCGAUGGGUGCCAACGAGGAUCAGGAGAUGGAACUAGAAGCUUUACGAUCUAUUUAUGAAGGAGAUGAAAGCUUCCGUGAAUUAAGUCCAGUUUCAUUUCAAUAUAGGAUAGGUGAAGACGGCGAUCCCAAAGCCUUUCUAAUAGAGAUCUCCUGGACAGAGACAUACCCCCAGACGCCUCCGGUCAUCUCUAUGAACGCCUUUUUUAACAACACCAUCUCCUCGGCUGUGAAGCAGAGUAUCUUAGCCAAGCUGCAGGAAGCAGUAGAAGUGAAUCUCGGCACGGCCAUGACCUACACGCUGUUCGAGUAUGCUAAAGACAAUAAAGAGCAGUUCAUGGAGAACCAUCAUCCCGGAAGUUCCACAACGCCUAUAGCCAAUAUCAUCUCGGUUGAAACUCCCAGCGCAGCCCCAUCAAGUAAGAAAAAAGACAAGAAAGAACAACUUUCCAAAGCUCAGAAGCGCAAGCUGGCAGAUAAAACAGAUCACAAAGGGGAACUCCCUCGAGGCUGGAACUGGGUUGACGUCGUGAAGCAUGUAAGUAUUCUUGAAGUCUUUACGUUCUCUGUUUCCUUCCUGUUAGGCGUUCUUUCUCAGAAGUGAGAGCCCUGGAGCUGGAAGCUUGGCUCUCGUCCCUUUGCUGCGCUGUCAGCCCAGGAUCAGUUUCUGUAGAGCAGAUCUGUGUGAAUCCAGCCACCUUCUGUUGCACUAGAUCAUAAAGAGAGCUCAGUAGACGGAAAGCAGCCCCAUUCUAGUCUUCAUUAGAAAGUGUAGCUAUUACUGAGGGAAGAGAGAUAGCUCUGUCAGUAAAGGGCCUACUGUGCACAUAUGAGGCCCCGAGUUUAGACCUCCAUAUACAUAAACAGCUGGGUUCAGUGGCGUGCAUUUAGGGGUGAGAGACUGGCCAAGUGCAGAAUUCAUUACCCAGCAAGCCUUGCUAAAUUGAUGAGCUCUAACUUUUGUGGGAGGCCAUGACUAAAAAAGUAACGAGGAAAACAAUCAAGAAGGUCACUUGACUGGCAUCGUGCACACACUCACACAAACAUGUAAUACAUACACACACAAACAUGUAACACAUGCACACACAAACAUGUAACACAUGCACACACACACGCACAUAUAUACACGCAAAUGGUUGGGUUGUUGCAUUAUAGGUUUAUUAUUAGUUUUAUAUGAAUGAAUGUUAGUUUUAAUUCUAAAUGCAGCAGCUGUAACACGUUUAAAAACAGAAAGUCUUUAAUUCCUUCAAUAUCCACAGGAUAUUUAGCAAUAUCCCUGUGUUUGGGAACUUUUACCCUUCAUGGUGCCAUAGUUUCCCACAGUAUUCUUCAAAAUUGUUUUAUUGCAUUAUUUACCAUGGGUGUGGAGACCCAAGGACAACUUGGAGGAAUUGGUUCUUUCCUACCCUGUAGGUCCUGGAGACUGAAGGGUCGUCUGGCUUAGCAAUCAUUUUCUUGGCCAUUUACAAGUGUGUGCAUAUGUGCCUGCUUGUGUGUACACCAUCUGUGUUGGUUGUGAGCUGCCCAAUGUGGGUUCUAGGAACUGAACAUGGGUCCUUCACAAGAGCAGCAAGAGCUCUUAGCCACGGAGGUGUCUCUGCAGCCCCGGCUCCCACGGUAUUCAUCAUGUGGUAUACAAUGGGAUUGAUCUGUGGUGAUGGGUGGUUAUCCUAUUCAGAAUCACGUUUGUGUGGUUUGAGAAUUAAUCAGUUUCUCCCCAAAUUUGCCAACUCUUCCUUAAGAUUUUUACCAGAAAAAAAAAAAGCAGAUUUAAAAUUUGUUAAGUUAUGGUUUCACACUUAAAGUUUAAGAAUUGUUAUCUGUAAGGUGGCUUAUUUUAUUAAAGCAAUUUUUUUUAUUCACACAAACACACGUCUAUGCAUAGCACACACAUACACUACAUGUACACUUUUUUUAAAAAAAAAUCUAAAUUUAUGGGGUUGGGGAUUUAGCUCAGUGGUAGAGCGCUUGCCUAGGAAGCGCAAGGCCCUGGGUUCGGUUCCCAGCUCCGAAAAAAAGAACCAAAAAAAAAAAAUCUAAAUUUACAAAAGGAAGAAUUCACCUUUUGGUCUGAUGAUAUAGGUCUCCAUCACCAUGAAUAUACACAUUACAGGUAAAGACACUUGGUGUCAUGCCUGUUGGCCAGAGUUCAAUCCCUAGCUCCCACUUGGUAGGAAAAAAGAACUAAGUCAGAACAAGUGCUCCUUGAAUCUCCACAGACACACCUGGGCACACUCAUGCACCCUCACAUGCGCAUGUGCACACACCAAUACACACAAUAAUGUGUAAAUUUAUAAAACAUAAUAGUUUAUCAUCUAUUGCUGCCCCGCUUUGUUGUAUUGACACAUGCAUGACAUGGUGUCUGAGGAGUUACAACCAAGGCCAGCAGAGUCAGAUUGCCCCGGGUGGGAGCCUGUUCUUCUGCCCCGCAGCCAGAUGCUUUAGGACAACUGUAUCUCAGGUCUCACACUUCUAAUAAAGUGUGAUAGAAAAGAAGGCUCCUAUGGAGUUAAUGUGUUCACCAGAACACUUAGAACAGCACUAGUUACCGAGAAAGCACUAGACAUUAUCAAUAUAGCAUGAUUCGCAGACUAUAUUAUCAGCAAAAAUAUCAAGCCUGGGCGAACAAAAUGAAGCCUAUGAUAGAAGACGGAAUAGAAGAAUGGCAUUCAUUUAGCAAGCUACCUUUUAUAGGCUCGGUUCGGGUUUGAUUUAUUCUUAGAAAGCUGCGCCAGAUCUUCCCCCAUAUAACCUUGCUCUGCUGAACCCAGCUUUGGGGUUGUUUUUUAUACCCGUUGGAAGUAACUUCACCUAGGGUUAGAAAUGGUUACAUAUAGAAACAGUUACAAUUUAAGCUCCCAUGACUUGAUCUGUCUUUCCCAUUACUUAUUUAGUUUUGAUUCUGAUUAGAAACAAUGACUCAGAUACUGCAGAUUGUCUCCACUUAAUACUUGUAUCUUUUUUUUUUUUAAUCAGUUAAGCAAAUCUGGCUCUAAAGAUGACGAGUAGCAAGCCCCUGCACCAGGGCGAGCGCAGCCCGGCUCAGCAUCUCUCCUUCCUUUAGUUCUGGUACUGAGUGGCUCUUUACAGGACAUGUUCUCUUGUGUGUGUCUUGAAAAAAUAUAAGCGGAAGGUUCAUGAAGGGGUUUGGUUGUAGUAAAUUUAUCUUCACAAACUCGCCUUAAUAAAAGGUCAAAGUGUAACUUGUUCAGAGUACUUUCUGAAGCUGUCGAGCAUCAUCGCCAGUGGAUGGCUCCACAGAGUGAAGUCAGCGGUCACUUAGCCAUCUGACCCAAGCCAUGUGAUCAUUUCUAAAGGCCAACAAAAGCAUGUUUGAACUCUCAGUUCAGCAGAGCCCAGUUCCAAGUCUCUGGCAUCCGAGGUGUGACCCAUACUACAGCGGCUCGCCUUUUGCCUAGGUAGCAAAACGUAAGUCGAUUCAGAGAAGUCUGAGUACGGGUGUUGAGCUUUAUGUGACUCUGUAGUUGCUCUUUAUUUUCAAUAGCGAAUUGCUUUUCCUAAAUAAAUUGAUAAUUAUGUAUCCUUUUAGAUUGGAUGCAGGUGUGUGAUCAUGAAAGCUUUCAAUUAUGUGAAUAAUAAAGGAAUAUAAGAAGAAAAUUAAGGGGGUGGGGAAAUGGUUCAGUCAGUCAAGGGCUUGCUGUGCAAGCCUGGGGACCUGAGUUCAGAUCCCCAACCACCCACACAAAAAACCGGGCCUGCACCUGGAACCCAGAGCUGGGGAGGCGGAGACAGGAGGAGCCCUGGUGCUUGCUGGCCUGACAGUCUAGCUGAAUCUUUGAGCUCCUGGUUCUGGUAGAGAACAAUAGAGGAAGACAUAUAACAUAAAUCUCUGGCCUUGAGGGCAAGCACAUGUGCAUACACCCAUCUGCACACAAAUACAAAUACCAGGUACACUUGCAUGCACGACCGUACACCACACCAAACAAAGCAAAAACAACAAAUUUGCCAAAUACUUUAGGAAGCAUUUGAAUAAGUGCUAGCUCUUAUUUAAGACAUUUCUCUUUGCUGCAUAGGUCAGGAUGAAAGUAAAAGAUGCCUUAAUAUUUAAUUUUUGUACUGUUGGAGACAGUGGUUUUAAUUCCUAAUAUUUGCUAUUGUGAUGUUUUGUUGUUUGGUAAGAGGUCUUUCAGUGGAGUCAACAUUAAACACGCUUUGAAUCUGGAGGGGCGGUGCUUGGUUCUUGUGGGGGUUUUGUUUUUUUGGUAGGUUAUUUUUUUUAUAGUGUCUUUUCAAGUAUCCAAAUGUGUUUCCUAAUCUCUGUGUCUUUUUAAUAAUAUAUAUCCAAUCUUUGACAUGCUGAACUAUUGUUAUACAUGCUUGGUUUUUAAAAUCAUUAGGAAAGGAAACUCGCUAUAGUUUUACUAGAACAGGUAUUGGGGUAUUGGUGUGUGUGUGUGUGUGUGUGUGUGUGUGUGUGUUAGUAUUACAGUGGUUGUGUGUGCUUCCACAUUCUUAGAACACCAAGCUUCACUGUGUAGUUUAUAUCAGGUUUUAAAGACCAAUCAACUUUCAGAGACGUUACCUAAGCAUAAGAGCAGAUGUAUGUAUGGAUUUCACAAAGUUACCCCUUGGCUCUGGUUAAAUUGUAUGAGCUGAAAAGUAAGUGUAGUCACAGUGAGAGAGUUUGCUCACACCUGUAGUCACAGUGAGAGUUUGUUCACGCCUGUCUUGUUUUCUAGACAAAUAUUGGAGAAGCCUAGACUACAACAGCUUUUCUUUGAGAGCUUCUGUUUGUGCAUUUUCAUUGUCAUCUUGAUUUGUUUUUUUCUUUUCAAGAAACAUUUUGUAAUAGAAAAAAAGUACUUUGUUCUGUUCUAAAGGUCAUUUCUCUGGUUCUCUGGUCAAAGUUAUUGUGGUUCUUAGAUUGCAAACAAUAAUGCUAGUUAAAUGCCAAUGAACUAUUUUUACUCUUUUCUAUGAAAUGUAUAGAUCUCUGGGGCAGACGGUGGUAAUGCUAUCCCUUGUUACCUUAUAAACACUUGAACAUUUGCAUCAAAAAUAAUGCUGGUCUGAUAAUGCUCCCAGUAUAUUUUCUCAAAGUCUGUUUACUUAAAACUGUGUGUGAUGACGUGACUGAUGAGCAAUAAAGUCUGAAUUACAGUGA